AAUUUAUAAAAUUUUUUAUUUUUAAAAUUAAAAUUUAUUUAUUCGACAACAGAUUAUGAGAUUGAUAUGGAAAAAGAACACAGUUCAAGUAAAGGAGAUUUCAAUUUAAAUAAUGUAUGCUCAAAAUGCUCAUUGCCUAUGAACGACAAGUUUGUAGCAAAAAUAUUGGACAUGAUAAUGCACGAAGAUUGUAUUAGAUGUUUCAGUUGCAACUGUAUGCUGAAGGACACUUGUUAUUUUCGUGAGUCAAAAUUCUUUUGCAAAGAUCAUUUUUUUAGGUUCUAUGGCGUUAAAUGUGUGGCUUGUAAAAAAAGAAUCGAUCCUUUAAAUAUGGUGCACAAGUAUAAAGAAAAUUUAAUCCACGUGGCAUGUCUUCGGUGUUGUUUUUGUAACAGAGAAGCGACAACCGGCGAAGAAAUACAUAUUACAGAAAAUUUUACUUUUGUGUGCAAAGAGGAUUUUGAAAAAUAUCAAAACUGUCAAGGUUCAGAAAUUAGAAAUUUCAUUUCUGACGAGUCUUUAGAAAAAUCUUCCAACGCUUCCGUCGAACCAAGUGAUAAUGAAGAUGAAAUAAAUAAAAGUCGAGGUCCACGUACAGUAAUUAAUUUAAAACAACUCGAAGUGUUAAAAGAAACAUUCAAAGUAAAUCAAAAGCCAUCUCGUCUUGAAAGAGAAAAAUUAGCAACUAAAACAGGUUUGACAACUCGAGUUAUACAAGUUUGGUUUCAAAACAAAAGAUCAAAAGAACGUCGAUUUAGACGUCAAUCAUUGUACGAAAAUCGUCUUAAAGUAGCCAUGUGCUAUGAAUUUUUUAAAGCUGAAAGUCGCAAUAAAGCUACUUCAACACAAGAAUUUAAUCAACCUACAUUGACUUGCAUCAACGACAACUCUGUAUUAAACACAGAAUUUUUAUUAUUUUAAAAUAGCAAAUGUCAAUAUCUAGUGACAAAGUUGCAAACAGAAUCAAAAAUAAACAUAUUACAACAAUAUUUGACGAUGAAUUUUAAGUUGCUCAGCAGUCAAUGUUUAAAUAGUUAUUUAGAAUAUUGUAACGACUUUAAUACAUUCUACUAUCUUUAUUUAUCGACCUUUCGGAUGCCAUAAGUAUGCUUUGUCAAACAUUUUUAAAUAUCAAAAAGAAACAAAACAUGUCUGAACUGUAUAAAAAAACCUUAAAAAGUAUUAUGUUGCACUUGUAGCACAAAAAUAAUAAAAUUUAUCAAUUCUGUAUUUAGUUUUUAUAUAU
This is a messenger RNA of Hydra vulgaris (swiftwater hydra), 1246 nucleotides long. RefSeq names its product LIM/homeobox protein Lhx1. Gene Ontology annotation, cellular component: nucleus. Gene Ontology annotation, molecular function: DNA-binding transcription factor activity, RNA polymerase II-specific; RNA polymerase II transcription regulatory region sequence-specific DNA binding. Gene Ontology annotation, biological process: regulation of transcription by RNA polymerase II; neuron differentiation. NCBI's taxonomy places the organism in Eukaryota, Metazoa, Cnidaria, Hydrozoa, Anthoathecata, Hydridae. The record is from RefSeq and is a predicted model, not a curated record.